Messenger RNA from Rotaria sp. Silwood2, 417 nucleotides. NCBI's taxonomy places the organism in Eukaryota, Metazoa, Rotifera, Eurotatoria, Philodinida, Philodinidae. The record is from the annotation of a GenBank genome assembly.
AUGUUUAACGCACGUCUUGUUUCGUAUAUUAUUCUUCUAUCAUUUGUGUUAUCAUCGUUUGCGGCAAUAGAACCAUUAUGUAAAUGGCAUGGAACAUCUCCAUUUUGUUUUUUUCGUAACUCAUGUGCAAAAGAUUGUUGGCAAGUAACAUCUAAUAAUCGUGGUGAUGGUGCAAGAUGUUGAUUAACUAUGACUUCAUUAAAAAAAACAACAACGCUUAUUAUUCUUCUACUCUUAACAAUUGUUCCAAAGUCCACCGAUGCAUUAUGCAAAUGGUAUGGUAUUGCUCCAUUUUGUUUUAUUGGUAAUUCAUGUCCUGAUGGAUGUGCUAAAACAUUAGAAAGCAACAAAGGUGAUGGUCUUACAUGUUGGGUUUCACACAAAAAAUAUUGUUGUUGUUUACCAGGAUUUGUAUGA